Molecule: messenger RNA, 831 nt
Organism: Naumovozyma castellii
Lineage: Eukaryota; Fungi; Ascomycota; Saccharomycetes; Saccharomycetales; Saccharomycetaceae
Gene: IDI1
Product: isopentenyl-diphosphate delta-isomerase IDI1
Exons: 1
Coding region: 1-831 (276 amino acids)
Source: RefSeq, a predicted model, not a curated record
AUGUCCGAAUAUGCCAAAUUGGUCGAGCAUCUGUCAGCUAAUGACAUUCUAGAUAAAUUUCCUGAGAUCAUCCCUUUGCAAAAGAGACCAAAUUCUAAAUCCAGCGAAUCUUCUAACGAGAAUUCUAAGGAUGCUGUCUUUUCAGGACACGAUGAAGAACAGAUUAAAUUGAUGAAUGAAAAUUGUAUCGUAUUAGAUUGGAAUGACAAUGCAAUCGGUGCUGGAACCAAGAAAUUGUGCCACAUAAUGAAUAACAUUGAACUAGGUUUGUUACAUAGAGCCUUCUCCGUGUUUCUGUUUAAUGAAAGGGGUGAAUUACUAUUACAACAACGUGCCUCCGAGAAGAUUACUUUCCCCAAUCUUUGGACAAAUACUUGUUGUUCUCAUCCAUUAUGUAUCGAUGACGAACUUGGGUUGAGUGGUCAAUUGUCAGAUAAGGUCCAAGGUGCAAAGGUGGCUGCUGUUAGAAAAUUGGAACACGAAUUGGGGAUUCCUGAGGAUGAAACAAGAUCAAAGGGUACAUUCCAUUUUUUAAAUAGAAUUCAUUAUAUGGCUCCAAGUAAUCCACCAUGGGGUGAACAUGAAAUUGAUUAUAUAUUGUUUUACAAAGUCAAUUCUGGUGAAGAAUUGACCGUGGAACCAAAUUUGAAUGAAAUGAGAGCUUUCAAAUGGGUAACACAAACACGAUUGAAGGAAAUGUUCGAUGACCCAAAUUUACAAUUCACACCUUGGUUCAAGAUUAUUUGCAACAGUUACCUUUUUGAAUGGUGGGCCAAGUUGAAUGAUUUAUCAAGUGUAGAAAAUGAUCAAAAGAUACAUAGAAUGCUGUAA